AUGUCUAAAGACGAAAUCAAAGAUAAGAAGAGAAAGUCAGAGGAAUAUGAAGUAGUUGACAAGAAGAAACAUAAGAAAGACAAGAAAGACAAGAAGGAAAAGAAAGACAAAAAGGAAAAGAAGCUUAAGAAAGAUAAGAAAGAUAAGAAGGAUAAGAAAGAAACCAAAUCUGAAUCCGAAUCUAAUGAAGAUAAUGAAUCAGUUGCCUCCGUUUCAACUUCAUCUACAGUUGACGGUUAUACUGAAAAUGCUGAUCUUUUAAAGGUCCCUCAAUCUGAAAUUGAUGAAUUCUUUACCACCAAUGAAGUUGCUGUUGAAGAUGAAUCUAAAUUAAACUUACGCCCAUUGUUAUCCUUUAGUCAUAUUUCUUUAGACUCUAGAAUUCAAGCUGAAAUCUCUAAAUUUCCUAAACCAACUCCAAUUCAAGCUGUUUCUUGGCCAUAUUUAUUAGCUGGCAAAGAUGUUAUUGGUGUUGCUGAGACAGGUUCCGGUAAGACCUUCGCUUUUGGUGUCCCAGCAAUCAACAACAUUUUAACGAAAUCAGGUUCUAAGCCAGGUAAAAAUGGUAUCCAAGUCUUGAUUAUUUCCCCAACUAGAGAAUUGGCUUCUCAAAUCUAUGACAACUUAGUUAUUUUAACCGAUAAGGUUGGCUUAGAAUGCUGUUGCGUAUAUGGUGGUGUUCCAAAGGAUGAACAACGUACCCAAUUGAAAAGAUCUCAAGUCGUUGUUGCUACCCCAGGUAGAUUAUUAGAUUUGAUUCAAGAAGGUGCUGCAAAUUUAUCUAAUGUUAACUAUUUAGUUUUAGAUGAAGCUGAUAGAAUGUUGGAAAAAGGUUUUGAAGAAGAUAUUAAAAAUAUCAUUAGAGAAACCAAAUCUACUGGAAGACAAACUUUAAUGUUCACCGCCACUUGGCCUAAGGAAGUUCGUGAAUUAGCAUCCACAUUCAUGAACAGCCCAAUUAAGGUUUCCAUUGGUAACACAGAUGAAUUGUCUGCCAAUAAGAGAAUUACUCAAAUUGUGGAAGUUAUCGAUCCAUUCAAAAAGGAAAGAAAACUAUUAGAAUUGUUGAAGAAAUAUCAAUCCGGUUCCAAAAAAGACGAUAAAGUUUUAAUCUUCGCUUUAUAUAAGAAAGAAGCAGCUCGUGUUGAAAGAAAUUUGAACUACAAUGGUUACAAAGUUUCAGCUAUUCAUGGUGAUUUGUCCCAACAGCAAAGAACCAAUGCUUUAGAUGAAUUUAAAACAGGAAGAUCUAGUAUUUUGCUAGCUACCGAUGUUGCUGCCAGAGGUUUAGAUAUUCCAAAUGUCAAAACUGUAAUCAAUCUAACUUUCCCAUUGACUGUUGAAGAUUACGUUCAUAGAAUUGGUAGAACUGGUAGAGCUGGUAAGACUGGUACCGCUCACACAUUAUUUACAGAACAAGAAAAACAUUUAGCCGGUAGUUUGGUAAAUGUUCUGAAUGGUGCAGGCCAACCAGUUCCAGAAGAAUUGAAGAAAUUUGGUACCCACACUAAAAAGAAGGAACACAGUGCUUAUGGUGCUUUCUACAAAGAUGUUGAUAUGACCAAAAAGGCAAAGAAGAUUACUUUUGAUUGA
Vanderwaltozyma polyspora DSM 70294 is the source of this 1593-nucleotide messenger RNA. It is a transcript of the gene DBP3, whose product is annotated as RNA-dependent ATPase DBP3. Lineage: Eukaryota; Fungi; Ascomycota; Saccharomycetes; Saccharomycetales; Saccharomycetaceae. The record is from RefSeq and is a predicted model, not a curated record. Gene Ontology annotation, biological process: rRNA processing. Gene Ontology annotation, molecular function: RNA binding; RNA helicase activity; ATP binding. Gene Ontology annotation, cellular component: nucleolus. The coding region runs from base 1 to 1593 and encodes 530 amino acids. The transcript has a single exon.